AUAAUAAACUAUACAAAAAAGUGUUUCUCGUUUAUUAUAGAGUGUCAGGACUUAAAACUUUAUGGAAAAUGUCUAGUGAGAGCCCCCAGAAGCCCUACAAACGUAAACGCAAGAAGACAUUUCUUCAAAACGCCCGAAAAUACGCUAAAAAAGGCUACUAUGGCCGAGGUUCCCACAUGGAAGCUGAUACUUACCAAUACUUUGUACGUAUCUUAGAAGUCUUCAAGCAGGGAUUUGAAAAUGACGAAGACAAAGCUGUCUUUGUUGAUAAUGUAUUUGAACAAACCCUAGAAAAAGAAAUAGAGUGCUCCUGCAACCAAGUCGGAUGUCGUGUAAUUGAAAUGCUACUCCCUUUUGCCAGCAAUAGUGUUUUGGAACGUUUCAUGAGCAAAUUUGGAGAAGAUUUGAGGCCUUUAUGCCAAGACAGGUUUGCCAGUUUCGUAAUACAAGCCCUAGUUAAAAUAUCUUGUAGCAAACCACAAACCUAUUCUCAUUUUGCUAUAAAAAUAAGCAAAUUUCUAUUGAACAACUUGGAAGACUAUGCUUGGGAUAAUUUUGGUAAUCGCAUCAUUAGGACUUGCUUGUGUGCCUUUAUGAACAUUCCAGAAGACAAUAAAUUGCUCCCUGAAACUACUGAAACAAUUUCAGAAGAGUUUACUGAAAUUGUAAAAGACUAUGGAGAGCGCUUUAUAGUUUGGCCUCAAUUUAGCCAAUUAUGCACCCAGGAACUUACAUCAGGGUUGCUACAAGUAUUACUGAAAGCAAUCAAAAAGGCAGACAAAAAACUCUUAAAAAAAUACCUACAAAAGCUUUUAGAUGAAAACUUUAUCAGUACUGAUGAUAAUAAUGAUGCACUUCCUCCAGCCUUCAUGUCCACAAGCUUGCAAAUGCUUCUAGAAACUUCCAUACAAGUAGCUCCUAAAAAACUCCUAAAACUCUACUGCCAAAAGCUGUUUGAAGGCAGAAUGCUCAAACUAUCUACAAUGAAAACCAGCAAUUUUGCAGUACAAAAACUACUAAACCAAUGCACUGACAAAGAACAAUUUGAAGCCUUAUUUGACGAACUUAUGGACAACUUCCAAGACAUAAUAAAACAAGGCCAUCCAGGUGUCCUUUUAGCCAUUUGCCAAAACUGCAAAAGACUUUCAGCAAGGCAAGGCCCCUUCAUACAAAGCCUAAUAAAAAGCCUAAACUGCUCAGAAUCUGAACAACAAUUUAUAAUGAGUGUCUCUAGAUUAACCCCUUACAAUCCUUCUAAUGCAAUUUCAAAUGAAAACUUGGCAAAAGAUAAGCUAAACUUACAAGGCACCUUAAUGCUUCAGCAAAUGCUUGAAUUCAACAAACCAAUCAAAAUAGUCAACAGCUUAUUAAACAUGGACCUAAUGGAUUUGAAGAAUUUAUUUUCAAACUCCAUGGGCAGCCACAUAGUAGACUCUUAUGUCACAAGCCCUUUUGUUGGAGAAAAAAGCAGAGAAAAACUAACCAGGAAAAUGAAGGGCACCUAUCAAGAAUUAGCUGCUUCUAAAUACGGUUCCAGAUCAUUUGAAGCCAUUUUUAAUGCUGCCAAUAUGAAGACCAAGACUCACAUUAUGGAAGAGUUGGCUUAUAGAGAUGGCAGCUGGGCCAAUACUGACCAUGGCAGGAUAAUUGCAGCCAAAAUCAAUUUGGCUUUGUAUAAAAGGGAUAAGGAGUCGUGGAAGAAUAGUUUUAAUAAGGUUGUGAAGCCUGAAGAAGUGAUGGCGGAUGUAUUGAAAUAAUAAAAUAUUGUGUAUUUGUAACUUUUGUGUUCUUUGUUAAAUUGCUUUCAAUUUUUGGUAUGAUCAGCUCUAAUGUCCUAUAAAAAAUGCCUGAAAAUUUCAUAUUUGUUGGUUUUAUAGUGUUCAAGAUAUAAGUCAAUUUAUGGAAGAUUGACCACCAAAAACUAUGCAUUUAUGUAAAUCCUUAUGUUACUUUUGUGUCCGUUGUUCAAUUGCUUUGAAUUUUUGGUAUAACCUGCUCUAAUGUUUUAUAAAAGAUUCCAGAAAAUUUCAUAUUUGUGGCAUUUAUAGUUUUUGAGAAAUUAUCCCAUUUAUGUAAGAUUGUCAUAUACAUUUCCUUCAGAAACUAUGUAUUUAUGUAAAUCCCUAUGGAACUUUUGUGUCCUUUGUUCAAUUGCUUUGAAUUUUUAGUAUAACCUGCUCUAAUGCCUUAUACAGGAUUCCAGAAAAUUCCAUAUUUGUGGCUUUUAUAGUUUUUGAGAAAUUACCCCAUUUAUGUAAGAUUGUCAUAUACAUUUCCUUCAGAAACUAUGUAUUUAUGUAAAUCCCUAUGCAACUUUUGUGUCCUUUGUUCAAUUGCUUUGAAUUUUUGGUAUAACCUACUCUAAUGCCUUAUACAGGAUACCAGAAAAUUUCAUAUUAGUGGCUUUUAUAGUUU
Messenger RNA from Ceutorhynchus assimilis (cabbage seed weevil), 2415 nucleotides. The record is from the annotation of a GenBank genome assembly. Lineage: Eukaryota; Metazoa; Arthropoda; Insecta; Coleoptera; Curculionidae.